UACCGGCUCAGACCUACCGGCUCGAGUGGCGGCGCGAGCGGCGGUGAAAUGUCUGCUCCGGGACUGUACCAGGCGACCGCUGGGCCUUCGUCAGUGCCCACCGCACCCCCGUCCUAUGAAGAGACGGUGGCCAUUAGCAAUUACUUCCCCACGCCUCCUGCUCCCGUGCCUGGGCCAACCACAGGGCUCGUGACUGGCCCCGAUGGGAAGGGCAUGAACCCUCCUGCGUACUACACCCAGCCGGUGCCUGUCCCCAACGCCAAUGCAAUUGCUGUGCAGACGGUCUACGUGCAGCAGCCAGUCGCCUUCUUCGACCGCCCAGUCCAGAUGUGUUGUCCUUCCUGCAACAAGAUGAUUGUGACCCAGCUGUCCUAUAAUGCCGGUGCCCUCACCUGGCUCUCCUGUGGGAGCCUGUGCCUGCUCGGGUGCAUAGCAGGCUGCUGCUUCAUCCCUUUCUGUGUGGACGCCCUGCAGGAUGUGGACCAUUACUGUCCUAACUGCAAAGCUCUCCUGGGCACCUACAAGCGUUUGUAGGACCUGGCCAGACCUGACGGGAGCCGCGUGUGGCAGGGGGUCCUUCCCGACUCUCGGCCAGCCCCAGCCCUGGUGGAGGUUCCACCUUGGUGGUCUCAUCUCUCCAGGGCCUCCACCUUUGUGUCUUCUUUUGGGGGAAAAAUAUUGCAAAAGUAACACACUUCCAAACCCCAGAAACUGCUGCUUGGAGCCGUGCACAGGACAUGCAGAGACAUUCACCUUGAGUGCUGGGUCAAGGGUUUCCCGCCUGCCGGCCACCCCACGUCAUCCCGUGUAACUGUGAUCAUUGCCCUGUCUGAAUAUCUUCUGGUGAUUUGCCUUGCCAGCUUCUUUUCUUGCCUCCGUGGGCCUUCCCGGUGGCGGGCUCAAACUGAGAAGCCACAGGUUGCCUUACGUGUGAGACUGCUCUGGCCUGAAUGCGGCCCAGCCAGACGUUAGAGUCCCCAUCGUGUCCGUCUGUCCUCACGUCUGAUGACAAAAGGCUUGCCUUAAGGCCGUGGCACUCAGGUUCUGUAACUGCAGGCUUGUCACAAGCACGAAAACUCACUUUAAUUUCUUAAUUCUUUAAGUCCAUGGAGGGACUACUCACCCCCGCCCCCCAGACACACAUCCGUGGGGUCAUAAACGAUGCUAGACAUCCGGGGCUCGGUCUCCUCACUGACCUGUCUUCCCUCAGCUCUCUGUGCCAGACCCUUGGCCGCUUUCCAUGAAGGGCUUUUUCUCGUGGAGAAAUUAUUUGUAUUAACAGUUUUUAAUGACCUUUUGGUCUUAAACACCUUUGAACAUAAUUUUGAAAGAUGGCAUUUAUAGAACUGUUUUCUGUAACUGUAUAAUUGGUAUCAUUUUCCCAUUUGCCAGGGCACUCUCAUAUAUAUAUAUAUAUAUAUCUGUUUAUUUUUUUCCCCUUAACAGAAACAGUCAUAUGUAAUUGCACCCACUGCCUUUACCUGGGUUAAUGUUGUUCUUGAAAACCUCUGUAACAGAACUCAGAAAGUGGGAUCCUUUUUGGGUUCCUGGUGGUGAGUUUGGACAGGAAGAAAAGCACGUGUGAGCCCAUCCGGGUACCAUGGUGCUGAAAAGCUCGGGGGCCGGAACUGUUUCAAGGGCAUCUAAAGUCUGAUUGUAUUUUUCGGAAAUAUAAUUUGUUGUAUAACAUCAGAAGACAUGAUUUCUAGGACUCAAGCAGCAAGCCAGAGUUCUUGGGUUGCUGCCGUGUCAUCUUUGAAAUCAAGACAAAGCUGGGCUUGCCUUCCGAGAGUCCCCAUUUUGAUGAUAAAUAGGCACAGGGAAUGCAUGUGAAUAAUAUUAUGUAGAAGUCAAGCCUAGGCCUUGAACAAAAAUCUGUAUAUUGGCUGAAAAUUAGAGUCAUAAGCAUUGAUUCAGCUUAUUCAUUUGAUAUUUUGAACUUCCAGUAAUUAUUUUUUUGCAACGAAUACGGAUACUACAUCGUACUUUGGUGUUUAUCUGCUUUAAAAAAAUAAAGUCUUUGGUUCA
Molecule: messenger RNA, 2028 nt
Organism: Pteronotus mesoamericanus
Lineage: Eukaryota; Metazoa; Chordata; Mammalia; Chiroptera; Mormoopidae
Gene: LITAF
Product: lipopolysaccharide induced TNF factor
Exons: 4
Coding region: 49-534 (161 amino acids)
Biological process (GO): regulation of cytokine production
Cellular component (GO): nucleus; cytoplasmic side of late endosome membrane; cytoplasmic side of lysosomal membrane
Molecular function (GO): zinc ion binding
Source: RefSeq, a predicted model, not a curated record